Molecule: messenger RNA, 1916 nt
Organism: Brachypodium distachyon (stiff brome)
Lineage: Eukaryota; Viridiplantae; Streptophyta; Magnoliopsida; Poales; Poaceae
Exons: 9
Coding region: 1-1632 (543 amino acids)
Biological process (GO): metal ion transport; transmembrane transport
Cellular component (GO): membrane
Molecular function (GO): metal ion transmembrane transporter activity
Source: RefSeq, a predicted model, not a curated record
AUGGAGAGCGGCGGCAUCUUCCGCGCCAACGGCCGGCGAGAGCUCACGCACGGGCACGGCCUGACGGCGAGCAAGGAAGCCAGCUCCCCGCGGCCUGACCUCUGGAACGGAGGCCUCGUUUGCGCCUUCGAGUUCGUCCGCGGCAGCAGCGAAGCGAGGCCCGCGGCGUGCAAGCAUCAUCACGGCCACGGUCAUGGGAAGGCGUCGUCGGCGGAGAAGGAGAGCUACUGGGCGCCGAUCGGGUGGCGGAGGAUAGCGGAGCUGGUGGAGACGACGGUGGAUGGGGGCGGCGCUCAGGCGGCGUGGGGGGACGGCCAGGGGCAGGGGCAGAUGAUGAGCCUCAUGGACGGCGCCGGCGGCCAUUGCUGCGACGCUGACAGCAUCACGGUGGCCGACGUCGUGGCGCCCUGCCCGCAGAGGCCGGCGGGCCCUACGUGGUGGUGCCACGUCACGGCGGGCCACCCGGGGGUGGACGCGUGGCUCGCCGAGGCCCGGUGGCUGCACCCGGCCAUCUGCGUCGCGCUCAGGGACGAGACCAUGCUCAUCAGCGAGAAGAUGAAGCAUCUGCUCUACGAGGUCCCGGUUAGAGUUGCAGGAGGCUUGCUCUUCGAGCUGUUGGGUCAGUCUGUCGGGGAUCCAGGCAACGACGAGGACGACAUUCCUAUUGUGCUCCGUGCAUGGCAAGCUCAGAAUUUUCUCAUAACAGCGCUUCAUGUGAAAGGCUCUGCGCCCAACAUUAAUGUUAUUGGGAUUACUGAGGUUCAGGAGCUUCUUUCUGCCUGUGGAAGUACAGCUCCUAAAUGUAUUAAUGAAGUUAUAGCGCAUUUGGCUUCCCGCCUUGCCCGAUGGGACGACAGACUCUGGCGCAAAUACGUGUUUGGUGUGGCCGAUGAAAUUGAACUUAAGUUUGUAAACAGGCGAAACCAAGAAGACCUAAAUCUGCUCUGUAUAAUAUUUAACCAAGACAUUAGAAGAUUAGCCACUCAGGUUAUCAGAGUUAAAUGGUCACUGCAUGCUAGAGAGGAGAUAAUAUUUGAGCUGCUCAAGUAUCUGAGGGGCAGCACCACAAAAUCCUUGCUUGAAGCUAUAAGGAAAGAUACAAGGCAAAUGAUCGAAGAGCAAGAGGCUGUGCGUGGCCGGUUGUUCACCAUCCAGGAUGUGAUGCAGAGCACUGUGCGUGCCUGGUUGCAGGAUAGGAGCCUUCGCAUUACGCAUAACCUGACCAUUUUUGGAGGGUGUGGUCUCAUUUUGUCUAUCAUCACUGGGCUUUUUGGAAUCAACGUCGACGGGAUACCAGGGGCUGAAAACACUCCAUACGCUUUUGCAUUGUUCUCUGGCCUUCUGUUCCUGGUAGGGUUCCUGUUGAUCAUUGCCGGGAUAAUCUAUUUCGGACUGGAGAAACCAAUCAGCGAUGAGCAGGUUGAGGUGAAAAAGUUGGAGCUCCAGGAGAUAGUCUCCAUGUUCCAGCACGAGGCCCAGACACACGCCAAAGUAAGAGAAGGGGUCUUGAGGAGCGACUUGCCCCCCAGAGCCGCUGAUCUCGUCUACGAUAAAGUGCGUAAACUGGGAAGGUAUAUCUCAUUUCACGCUAAUAGGGAGCCAAGCCUUCAAGACGAAGAGAUCAGCUGCUGAUGCGGUAGGCUCGUUGCGGCAAUGCGUGCCCGGCUCUGAAGAAAUUCCAGGGCUUGUUCCGGAUCAGAGACUUUUUUAGGGGACGUUCUGGAACCCUGCAGGAUGAAGAUAUGGCAGUCAUCCUCGCAUCGCUGUAACGUUUUUCGUCAAACAUUUUAUGUGUUGUACCACUAGCGCUUUGGGUUUUACUACUUGGGCAAUCGCUCCAUUCACAUGGCCAAAGCCCAGAUCAAGACGCUGAUGUAAUUUUAGUUUUGCUUGCGUAUCAAUAAGUUUGCAAUCUA